CAAACUCGUCGAGGUUGAAUAAACGCUGAGUAUAUGUCUCAGUGUCCACAGUGGAAAAGAUUUACCAAGUUAUGCUCUGAGAUGAAGUCUUGGACAGUUUUCGAUACUUUUUCUGUGUUUCUGCUUCCACCUCUUCCACUCCCGCUUGAAUUUCUCAACUGCGGUUUGUAUGGUCUGGGCUAGCGGGAGAGAUGAUCCGUCUAAAAUACUUCUAUGAUUUGGUUUCCAGUAAAGCGGUGUUGAUUACGCGUACAAAGCGAAGAUUCGUUCUACUGUUGGCAGGUGCCUUGAUAAUAGCGUGUGUACAAUUGCUGUAUUCUCAUUUCCACUCUACAAUACUGAGCGAAAGCCGUAUACGCGCUGAUGCAACGUUGAGAACACACUACCCCAACCCAUAUUUCGAGACGGAGGAUGGGUUCAAAGUCAUUGCUGAGCAUAAGGGGAAACAUACGUCCCUCGAAGGUGAUGUUCAUACUAUUCUGGAUUACACUGAGGAGGAGUACUAUCUGAAUGACGAGUACCCAGAAUUCAUGAACAAGGAACGUUUAGACGCUGAACUGAAUAGGCAGUCAACGUUCAAGAAGUUUGUCUCUGAGCUGUUAGAGAACAUCCUCAGCUCAAAACCUAGCAUCGAGGCGAUAAACAACUCGAACCACUACAAUGCGUCCAACGUAUACCAGAAAACAAGAAUGCAUAAGAUGCCGACACUUUUAGGGAAACUGCGUGAGAAUAAUGGGGUUGAUCCAAUAAGAAGUAAAGAAUACCUUAGAAGUUAUAUGCAGCUCAGUGAAGAUGAGAUGGCACAGAUGAAGG
Williopsis jadinii is the source of this 813-nucleotide messenger RNA. RefSeq lists its product as uncharacterized. The record is from RefSeq and is a predicted model, not a curated record. The annotation marks the transcript as partial. The transcript has a single exon. NCBI's taxonomy places the organism in Eukaryota, Fungi, Ascomycota, Saccharomycetes, Phaffomycetales, Wickerhamomycetaceae.